GUUUUUUUUCGUUUCGUCGAGAAGUUGAAACUUGCCCCACUUACCCGCCCGCAGGCGGGAACCACAUCCACUGCCUUCAUUAUUCCCGGCAGGAGCGGGAUGCGUAUCAUGAUUCAUGAUUCGAGACUGUCCGACCGAUCGGCCCAUGUAAGAUGGUCUGAGUCUGCGCUUCUGUUAUCCAUCUUCUGGCCCAACCUGGAACUGGUUUGCUUUGGUUCGUUUCUCGAUUUGCGGAUCAACAGUCCUGGUGUGUUUGUGAAAACUUCGGCCGCAAAGUUUUGAAUAUAGCUUACUCCUUCUACACCAUGAACGGCACUCCAUCCUGGACAAACCGUCUUCCUACCCUCCAAGCCUUACAAGUUACUCUACCAGACGACAUAGACGCUAAUGGAAUAGCAAAGGCUUGGUUCAACUCUUUCACAGAAUCCCUCAACGACACCGAAAAGACCUUGGCACUACUCCUCGACGAUGCAAUGUGGAGGGAUCUCCUCUCCUUCACUUGGGACAUGCGCACCUUCUACGGACGAGAAGCCCUCCACAAAUUCAUCACCGAUCGAGUCAUCAUCACCAAAACCGAAAACUUCUCUCUCGAUUACGUCAAAUUCGAACAACCCUUCCCAGACAUGGCAUGGAUCGUAGGUACCUUCCGAUUCACUACCCCCCUAGGCAACUGCAACGGUGUCUUCCGAAUCGUUCCAACCCCCUCAGGCCAAUGGAAAGCCUUCAACAUCUUCACGAACCUCCCAGAACUUCGUAACUUCCCACACCAAAUCAACUCCCUUCGUCGUCGGAAUCCUGUACCCGGUCUUGAAUGGUUUAAACGCAGGAACGAAGAAAUCGCCUACGCCGAUCGGGAACCCAAGGUUUUGAUCGUGGGUGCGGGUCAAAGCGGGCUCUCACUUGCGGCGAGGUUGAAGUUUCUUGAUGUUCCGACGUUGUUGAUAGAGAAAGAUAGUCGGGUGGGUGAUUCGUGGAGGAAUAGGUAUACUUCUCUGUGUUUGCAUUUCCCCGUUUGGAAUGAUCAUAUGCCGUACAUCUCUUUCCCUCCAACAUGGCCAAUCUAUACACCCUCAUACAAGAUGGCUGAAUGGCUCGAAAGUUAUGUAAAGUCCCUCGAACUCGACGUCUGGACUUCUUCAACCGUUCUCGACGCUUCGCAAGACGACGACAAGAAAUGGAAUGUCCGUGUUCAGAAGAGUGAUGGAUCCAUUCGUACAUUCCGCGUCAAUCACUUGGUGUUUGCCACUGGUAUCGGCGAUGGAUGUCCCAAUAUGCCUGAUAUCGCGAACGAGACCGAAUAUACAGGAAAAAUCAUGCACUCUACCGCCUACCGCGAAUCCGAACCUUUCCAAGGGAAGAAGGUCACCGUCAUCGGGACUGGGAACUCGGGCCAUGAUAUUGCCUACGAUUUGGCUCGUAAUGGUAUCGCUGUGACGAUGAUCCAACGAAGCUCGACGUUCGUAAUGAACAUGGACGAUCAUUGGAAAUACUUGGGUGGCAUGUUCUACAGAGAAGACGGGCCACCCACAGAACUCGCUGACAUGCUCUACCACUCCAUUCCCUACCUCUUACAAGAAGGCGGAUUCGCACAACGGUCCACAAAGAAGAUCGUGGAUGAUCAAAAGGAGAGAUUCGAAAAACUCCGUAAAACAGGGUAUAGAGUGGGUAGUGGGAUUAAAGAGGGUGGUUUUGCGUUACAGAUGAAGGAACGAGGGGGUGGUCAUUGUUUCGAUCAUGGUUCGAUCCAGCUCAUAAUCGAUGGGAAAAUCGGAGUGAAGAACCUAAAUGAAAGCUCGAUCAAGAGAUACUACUCUACCGGUCUUGAAUUCAACGACGGGAGUAAACUCGAGUCUGAUGUUGUGAUCUGUGCAACUGGAAUCGGCGACACAAGACAGAUUAUUCGUAAAAUCUGUGGAGACUCCGUUGCGGAUGAUUGUCCUCCGAUUCUUGGUGUUGAUGAUGAGGGAGAGACAAACUCGUGUAGGCCUUUGUCGAGAGAUGGGUUGUGGUAUAUUAUGGGGAGUUUACAAGUGAACAGGUUUUAUUCGAAUCCUUUGGCUAUCCAGAUCAAAGCUGCAGAAGAAAAUAUCUCUGGAGUUCGGUACUGAAGGGGAUAUGAUGCGGAGGGGCGCGGGGAUUUUGACUGUUUCUAUUUCUAGAGUACCCCCCGAUUAGAAGUACCGAGUAUUUACAUAAGUUACAGCCUCAAUAAACAAAGUUC
This is a messenger RNA of Marasmius oreades (fairy-ring Marasmius), 2221 nucleotides long. RefSeq lists its product as uncharacterized. Lineage: Eukaryota; Fungi; Basidiomycota; Agaricomycetes; Agaricales; Marasmiaceae. The record is from RefSeq and is a predicted model, not a curated record. The transcript is spliced from 15 exons. The coding region runs from base 306 to 2108 and encodes 600 amino acids. Gene Ontology annotation, molecular function: flavin adenine dinucleotide binding; monooxygenase activity.